Messenger RNA from Camelina sativa (false flax), 823 nucleotides. RefSeq lists its product as uncharacterized. The record is from RefSeq and is a predicted model, not a curated record. Lineage: Eukaryota; Viridiplantae; Streptophyta; Magnoliopsida; Brassicales; Brassicaceae.
GCUCGUGUUUUUUUUUUUUUUUUUUUUCACUUUACUUACUCGAUUCCAGCUCUCUCACACUUCACAGUCGCCUCUGCAAAAAGUCGCUUUCUUCUUUAGCCGGAGAUAAUGGGAGAAGGGAAGGCCUCGACUCUUGUUUUUAUCCUCGUCGUCGCUCUUAGUUUAGUCGCCUUUGGCUUCUCCAUAGCCGCCGAACGCCGCCGCAGCAUCGGGAAAUCUAUCCAAGACCCAAUAACAAACGUAACGUUCUGCGUAUAUGACUCUGAUGUAGCCACUGGCUAUGGAGUUGGAGCUUUUCUUUUCCUCCUCUCUAGUGAAUCAUUGCUUAUGGGUGUUACCAAAUGCAUGUGUUUUGGUAGACCUUUAGCCCCUGGAAGUGACCGUGCUUGGUCUAUUAUCUAUUUCAUCUCUUCUUGGAUGGCAUUUCUGAUAGCAGAAGCUUGUGUAAUAGCAGGAGCAACCAAGAACGCAUACCACACUAAGUACUUAAGCGCUCAAACCUUCUCGUGUCAAUCUUUGCGUAAAGGGAUUUUCAUUGCAGGGGCAGUGUUUAUAGUCGCCACCAUGGUCCUUAAUGUCUACUACUACAUGUAUUUUACCAAGUCUGUCUCUUCACCACCUGCUCACAAAGCAAACCGUUCUGGUUCCCAUAUCGGUAUGGCCGGUUAUGCAUAAAUGUCCAAAGAAGAAAGCUGGUUUAGUCAUUUGUAGAUUUAAGAAAGAAAAGAAGCUGUUGCAUUGUUACAAUACUACUAUUUGUUUUGCUGGUUAUAUAUAUAUAUAUGUCUGCUUGGUUAUGAAAAUUUCCUGUUUUCUCUUUCAA